This is a messenger RNA of Neltuma alba, 2402 nucleotides long. RefSeq names its product long-chain-alcohol oxidase FAO2-like. The transcript is spliced from 3 exons. Lineage: Eukaryota; Viridiplantae; Streptophyta; Magnoliopsida; Fabales; Fabaceae. The coding region runs from base 74 to 2284 and encodes 736 amino acids. Gene Ontology annotation, molecular function: flavin adenine dinucleotide binding; long-chain-alcohol oxidase activity. The record is from RefSeq and is a predicted model, not a curated record.
UUUCCUCCAUCACAUUUGCGCCUUACCUCAAUCUUAACCAAGAUACAGAGGAGAGAGAGAAAGGGGCAGAGAGAUGAGUGAGAGUAGGAGUCACCCUCUGUUGAGUGGAGAGAGAGAGGAAAGAGGUUAUGGCCAUGCCUUAUCUCCAAGCCAGAUGCAAGUUCUGGCUGCUUUCUGUGAGGCAUUUCUGCCUCCUAUCAAUGACCAUCACGAUGCCCCUCAAUGCCCUUCCCUUCAGUCCUUCUACAGAACCUCCGGUUCUCAGGCUUCUCUUCCCGAUGAGGCAGCGGAGCUGUUACACAAGAGGAUUCAACCGGAGGCUCAGUUUGUUGUGGGCUCAGUUCUGCGGAUUUUGUCGUUUAGACUGGGAACGUUGUUGCUUUGCGGAAGAAUUGCCAUGGAUCGGAAGUGGCCAUUCGUUCACAAGUUCUCCGAAUUAUCGCUGGACAAGAGAGAACAGAUUCUGCAGCGCUGGUCCAGGGAAAAGCGUCUCGUCCCUCUGCGGAUUGUGUUCUUGAUCAUCAAAAUCGUCGUCUUUUAUAAUUUUUUCUCAAGGAUAGAUCGAAAUGGGAAUAACGCAGCGUGGGAAGCUAUUCAAUACAAAGUGGACACAAGGGAGAAGCUGAAGCUGAAGGAGAGGCCUCUUGAGAAAGGAAUAGUUGAGACUAUGCUGGAAAGUGAUACCACUGUUUUGCAGUCCCUCACAGAAAAAGGCCUUCAAGUCAGUAAAAAUGCAGAGAACAACACGUACAAGAUCAAAUGUGAUGUUGUAGUUGUUGGUUCUGGUUGUGGGGGAGGAGUUGCGGCUGCAAUUCUUGCAAGGUCGGGUCAGAAAGUGGUCGUUCUGGAGAAAGGAAAUUACUUUGUGCCUGAAGAUUACUCUUCCCUGGAAGGCCCAUCUUUCAAUGAGCUAUAUGAAUCAGGUGGGAUCUUGUCAACCCUUGACGGAAAAAUGAUGAUCUUGGCUGGCUCAACUGUGGGAGGAGGCUCUGCUAUAAACUGGUCUGCAUCCAUCAAAACACCUGAUUCCGUUCUCAGGGAAUGGUCGGAACACUGCAAAAUUCCGCUCUUUGGAAGCUCCACAUACCAAUCUGCCAUGGAAGCAGUCUGGAGGAGGAUUGGUGUAACAGAGAAAUGUGCCAAAGAGAGCUUUCAGAAUCAAGUUCUUCGAAAAGGGGGUGAGAAUAUUGGCUUGAAAAUCGAGUCAGUUGCUAUAAAUUCUUCGGCAGAUCAUUAUUGCGGCUCGUGCUGUUAUGGCUGUAGAAGCGGAGACAAAAAGGGCACAGACUCCACUUGGUUGGUUGAUGCUGUGCAAAAUGGUGCGGUGAUCAUAACUGGAUGUAAAGCUGAGAAGUUCAUAUUGGAAGACAGGAAGAGCGGAAUAAGAACAAAGAAAUGCCUGGGGGUGAGUGCAAGGACGCUGAGGGGCAAAGUGUCCAAGAGACUCCAAAUCGAAUCGAAGGUAACAAUUUCAGCAUGUGGAUCUCUCUUGACACCUCCUCUAAUGAUUUCCAGUGGGCUGCAAAAUCCAAACAUUGGAAGGAACCUCCACCUGCAUCCUGUUACAUUUGCCUGGGGAUACUUCCCAGAAGAGAUGACAGAAUUUCAAGGGAACAACCAUGAAGGAGGGAUCAUUACAUCAAUCCAUAAGGUGUAUGCUGAGGAUUCCACUCCAAGAUUCAUCUUGGAAACCCCAGCAGUUGCGCCUGGAUCAUUUUCUGCAUAUGUUCCAUGGGUUUCAGGGAAAGAUAUGAAAGACAGGAUGGUCAAGUAUGGAAGAACUGCCAUCAUUUUUGCACUAGCUAGAGACAAAGGGUCAGGAGAAGUGUUGAAGGAAGGGAGAAUCAAGUACAGACUAGACCAGAGGGAUAAAGAAAACCUUAGAGACGGAUUGAGGCUGGCACUGAGAGUUCUGAUUGGAGCAGGGGCUGUAGAAGUGGGAACAUUCAGGAGCGAUGGACAGAGAAUGAAGUGUAAAGGGGUGAGGGAGGAGGAUGUGGAGGAGUUUCUAGACAGAGUCAUAGUGGUGGGGGGUCCAAGAUCAAGGGGUGAACUGUGGACCAUAUAUGCGACUGCUCAUCAGAUGGGAAGCUGUAGAAUGGGUCCUACUGAAGAAGAAGGUGCUCUAGAUGAGAACGGUCAGAGUUGGGAAGCAAAAGGCUUGUAUGUCUGUGAUGGCAGUGUUUUGCCCAGCGCUAUUGGCGUCAAUCCAAUGAUAACCAUCCAAUCCACCGCGUAUUGUAUUGCAAAUAACAUUGCAGAGUCGUUCAAAAAGGAUAAAUAGGCCUUGAAGACUGUCAUUCGCUGGGUUCGUUGUCUAUUUCAUUUCAAUUGUUUAUUUGUAAUCAUAUGUAUAAUGCAUGUAUUUUAAUAAAUGCUUUAUCUUGUUCCUUUCCUUUUAA